This is a messenger RNA of Peronospora matthiolae, 390 nucleotides long. The record is from the annotation of a GenBank genome assembly. NCBI's taxonomy places the organism in Eukaryota, Oomycota, Peronosporomycetes, Peronosporales, Peronosporaceae.
AUGCGUCAACGUACAAGACACUUGAAGAUCAAAAAGUUUUGUCAGACGUGUGUUUUCACCUCGGAAUCUCAAGGCGGUACAGGGUUUUUCGAUGCAGUGACUGCGUAUAUCACGGUCCAGGCAGAAGAAAAACAAUCACGUGUGGAGGUCGACAAGUCGGUGCAAGUCAUUGCACGUAUUGCUGCACGAACGCUGCAAGUGGCGGCCAGAGAAGAGGAAGCACAAGGACGAGAUGCUGGUCUGCUAUCGCAAUUUGUAAAGAAGUUGUUGUUGACACCGUCAGCAGUGACGUGUCCACUUACGAGUUACGUUACAAUGACAGCAUUGUCAAUCAAGACCAUUCUCGCGAUGCAACAUUUUGAAUGGCGGGACUUUUUUGGGCACGUGUAG